Paramisgurnus dabryanus is the source of this 1332-nucleotide messenger RNA. RefSeq names its product lactate dehydrogenase A4 (gene ldha). Gene Ontology annotation, cellular component: cytoplasm. Lineage: Eukaryota; Metazoa; Chordata; Actinopteri; Cypriniformes; Cobitidae. The record is from RefSeq and is a predicted model, not a curated record. Gene Ontology annotation, molecular function: L-lactate dehydrogenase (NAD+) activity. Gene Ontology annotation, biological process: pyruvate metabolic process; lactate metabolic process.
AGCGUCAGCGCUUUAUAAGCCGCCCAGCCGCUUUGACAGCACUGCUGCGGAGUUACGGACACGGACCAACACUGACUUUACUCUGAUAUAACAACUACGUAAAGCAGAAAAUGGCCUCUACUAAGGAAAAACUGAUUGUUCAUGUGAGCAAGGAGCAGCCUACUGGUCCCACCAAUAAGGUGACAGUGGUGGGGGUGGGCAUGGUUGGAAUGGCCGCCGCCGUCAGCAUCCUGCUCAAGGAUCUGACAGAUGAACUGGCGCUGGUGGACGUGAUGGAGGAUAAGCUGAAAGGAGAGGUUAUGGAUCUGCAGCAUGGAAGUCUCUUUCUCAAGACACACAAGAUUGUGGCUGAUAAAGACUACAGCGUGACCGCAAACUCCAAAGUAGUCGUUGUGACCGCUGGAGCUCGCCAGCAGGAGGGCGAGAGCCGCCUGAACCUCGUGCAGAGGAACGUCAACAUCUUCAAGUUCAUCAUCCCCAACAUUGUCAAGUACAGUCCCAACUGCAUCAUGCUGGUGGUGUCAAACCCCGUUGAUAUCUUGACCUACGUGGCCUGGAAGCUGAGCGGUUUGCCCAGGAACCGUGUGAUCGGCAGCGGUACAAACUUGGACUCUGCCAGGUUCCGUUACCUGAUGGGGGAGAAGUUGGGCAUCCAUCCAUCCAGCUGCCACGGCUGGGUGAUCGGAGAACACGGAGACUCCAGCGUGCCCGUGUGGAGCGGUGUCAACGUGGCUGGGGUGUCUCUCCAGGGAUUAAACCCUGACAUGGGUACAGAAAAAGACAAGGAGGACUGGAAGAGCGUCCACAAGCAGGUGGUUGACAGUGCUUAUGAGGUUAUUAAGCUGAAGGGAUACACAUCCUGGGCUAUUGGUAUGUCUGUAGCUGACCUGUGUGAAAGUCUCUUGAAGAACAUGCACAAGUGUCACCCUGUUUCUACCUUGGUCAAGGGAAUGCACGGUGUAAAUGAAGAGGUCUUCCUCAGCGUGCCUUGCAUCCUGGGUAACAGCGGUCUGACAGAUGUUGUCCACAUGACCCUGAAGCCGGAGGAGGAGAAACAACUGGUGAAGAGCGCUGAGACGCUGUGGAGUGUUCAGAAGGAGCUCACCCUGUGAAGAGCAGUCUCUUCCAAAAUGUAGCCAGUGUCACAGAUUUCAAACUCCAAGAAACAUACUGCCUGUAACCUCCAACAGAUAUCUCCAAACCAGAUCUUUAGAUUGUAACGCUCCUUGAUGUGUAUUCUUGUUGUCAAUACAAAGAUUAUAUUGAGUUUAUAUAAGAGUCUAUGUGCAUACUGUUGUACUGUAUAUUAAAAAAAGAAGCACUUGAGCAAGA